Messenger RNA from Mercurialis annua (annual mercury), 4535 nucleotides. RefSeq names its product protein TORNADO 1. The transcript is spliced from 3 exons. Lineage: Eukaryota; Viridiplantae; Streptophyta; Magnoliopsida; Malpighiales; Euphorbiaceae. The coding region runs from base 190 to 4347 and encodes 1385 amino acids. Gene Ontology annotation, molecular function: protein binding. The record is from RefSeq and is a predicted model, not a curated record.
AAGAAAACAAAGAAAGCUGCAAAAACAAGAAAAUAUUUCCCUUUGUGCAUAUAUCACAUCAACAAAUAAUUUCAACAAAACCUCAACUGUUUUCAAAUUUGACAUUUUUUUUUAUGAUUCUCAAAUUUGUUAUUCUAAUAUCCACUUAAAACAGCUAAAAACCAAAAAAGAAUUUGAUCAUACCAAUCAAUGGCAUCAAACCAGAACCUUAGAGAUCUUCAAUGGCUACAACAAUCAAUCAAAUCCCAGCUCCUGAAUCUACAAAACAUUUCUUUUAAUCUGUCUCAAACUACUUCAAGUUGUUACCAAGAAACAGAAACUUCUCUAAAUGUAAACAUUUCUAAUGACAGUUUUUUUCAGUUCUCUCAAAUUUUAUCAGAAUUAAGCACAGCCAAGAACAUUCAAUCUUCUUUGACAAAUCUCGAGUUUCACCAUGCCGAAUGGGGAACAGAACAAGUAGUUUACCUUGGAAUGCUUUUACAGAGUUGUUCGAACAUAAAACAGCUUGUGUUCAGAAGAAACAGAUUGAAUGCAGAAUGUUUGAGUGAGAUUUGUGAGAUUCUGAAGAGGAAUGAAGUGAUUAAAGAGGUUAUGUUUUGUGAGUCUGGUUUAGGUUCUGUUGGUGCUGGUCUUUUAGCUGAUGCUCUUAAGGUGAAUGAGAGCUUGGAGGAGUUGCAGAUAUGGGAUGAUUCGAUUGGGUCGAAAGGAGCGGAAGAGCUUUCGGAAAUGAUUGAAGGGAACUCGAGUUUGAAGAUCCUGACGAUAUUUGAUUCGCAGUCUGUCACUGCGACUCCGCUUAUAUCGGCUGUUUUGGCGAGGAAUAGGGAAAUGGAAGUUCAUGUUUGGAGUGGUGAAAACGGAGAGAAAAGUUCGAAAGUGGUCGAGUUCAUACCCGAAAGCAGUACCCUCAGGAUUUACAGGCUAGACAUAUCGGGUUCUCGUCGAGUUGCGUGUUCUUUAGGAUGGAAUUCAACAGUGAAGUCUCUAGACAUGACGGGAAUUCGGUUGAAAUCCAAGUGGGCGAAAGAGUUUCGUUUGGUUUUGGAACAGAAUCGAAGUCUUAAAGAGGUAAGAUUGUCGAGAACUCGCCUUCGGGAUAAGGGAAUUGUUUAUGUGUCAGCUGGACUUUUCAAGAAUCAGAAUUUGGAAAGUUUAUAUGUUGAUGGGAACUGCUUUAGUGGGAUAGGUGUAGAGCAUUUGCUAUGCCCUUUGAGUCGAUUCUCCGCCCUGCAAUUCCAAGCAAAUACUACACUCAAGUCCGUUGCAUUCGGAGGAGGCAGAACAAAAAUAGGAAGAGAUGGGCUUGCAGCCAUCAUGCAAAUGCUGACAAGCAAUGAAACUCUGACUAAGUUGGGAAUUUAUGAUGAUGAAAGUUUGAAACCUGACGAUUUCGUUAAAAUCUUCAGGAGCUUGAAAAAGAAUGCGAGUUUGAUACGCUUGUCGUUGCAAGGAUGUAGAGGGGUUCAAGGAGAGGUUUUACUGAAGGCAAUAAUGGAGACGUUGCAGGUUAAUCCUUGGAUUGAGGACAUUGAUCUUGCACGAACACCGCUGCAAAAUUCUGGGAAGGCUGACGGAAUUUAUCAACGACUAGGGCAGAAUGGGAAGACAGAACCUGAAGCUGAAAUGGAUUUGCUCAAGGACAUGCCACUUACUGAACCAAAGAGUUGCAGAGUCUUCUUCUGUGGGCAAGAAUAUGCAGGCAAGACUACACUUUGUAAUUCCAUAUCACAGAACUUAUCCUCGUCGAAGCUUCCGUACAUGGAUCAAGUGCGUACUUUAGUGAAUCCUGUUGAACAAGCUGUCAGGACCAGUGGAAUGAAGAUAAAGACUUUCAAAGACGAUGACACGAAGAUUUCGAUAUGGAAUCUUGCAGGCCAGCACGAGUUCUAUUCACUCCAUGAUCUCAUGUUUCCGGGGCAUGGUAGUGCAUCAUUCUUCCUGAUCAUCACAAGUUUAUACAGAAAACCUAUCAACCGAGAACCGAAAACACCAGAAGAGAUCGAAGAGGAUCUGCAGUAUUGGCUCAGAUUCAUCGUUUCCAACUCAAAAAGGGCAAUCCAACAAUGCAUGCUACCUAAUGUUACAAUAGUCCUGACGCAUUUCGACAAAAUUAAUCAACCGUCACAAAACUUGCAGCUUAUAGUGACUUUAAUUCAGAGAUUAAGAGACAAGUUCCUAAAUUUUGUUGAGCUUUAUCAAACUGUGUUUACAGUGGAUUCAAGAUCGUCCUCGUCAGUUGGUAAACUCGCACAUCAUCUUCGGAAGACGAGCAAGACUAUUCUCCAAAGGGUACCUAAAGUUUAUCAGCUAUGCAAUGAUCUAGCUCAGCUUUUAACAGACUGGAGAGAUGAGAAUUAUAAAAAACCUGCAAUGAAGUGGAAAGAAUUCGGCGAGCUUUGCCAAGUGAAGGUUCCGUCAUUGAGAAUCCGUUCGAGACAUGAUAAUAAAGAAAAGGCGGAAAUGAGGAGGAGGGCUGUUGCUAGCUGCCUUCAUCAUAUAGGCGAAGUGAUUUAUUUCGACGAGUUAGGAUUCUUGAUUUUAGAUUGUGAAUGGUUCUGCAGUGAAGUGCUCAGCCAGCUGAUAAAAUUGGAUGUCAAAAGGCAAAGCUCGCCGGAGAAUAAUGGAUUUAUUUGCAGAAACGAGUUGGAACGGAUAUUAAGAGGAAGUUUACAAUGUCAGAUUCCGGGAAUGGGUUCGAAAGUAUUCGAGAACUUAGAGGCUAGUGAUCUUGUCAGAAUGAUGUUGAAACUAGAACUAUGCUAUGACCAAGAUCCAUCAGAUCCAAACUCACUGCUGCUAAUUCCUUCAAUUCUUGAGGAAGGCAGAGGAAGGCCACAGAAAUGGCAGUUAAGUGCACCAGACUGUGUUUAUGCCGGUAGGCAUCUCGAGUGCGACGAUUCAAGCCACAUGUUUCUCACUCCCGGUUUCUUUCCUCGUUUGCAGGUUCAUCUUCAUAACAGAAUUAUAGCAUUAAAGAACCAACACGGAGCAACUUACACCUACAGUCUCGAAAAGUACCUUAUUGCGAUAAACAUAAAUGGUAUCCAUAUCAGAGUAGAACUCGGAGGACAGCUCGGAUACUAUAUUGAUAUUCUUGCUUGUUCCACUAAAAACUUGACGGAAAUCCUUAGACUUGUUCAGCAGCUCAUAAUUCCUGCAAUUCAAAGUCUUCGUCACGGUGUCACGUUAGUAGAAAGCAUCAUUCGGCCUGAAUGCGUGCAGAACUUGAUGCCCCCUCGGUACAGGAAAACUCAGAACGUAUCAGUGCAGCAACUGAAACAAGCACUGCUCUCGGUUCCAGCAGAUGGCCUGUAUGAUUAUCAGCAUACAUGGGGUCCGGUUUUGGACUCUGGUAGAGCUGUUCUAAGAGCUGGUUUUGAUCUCGCUCGAGACCUCUUAUCAGAUGAUGACUUCCGAGAAGUAUUGCAUCGACGAUAUCACGACUUGCACAAUCUUGCCAUGGAAUUGGAAGUUCAACCGGAGAGAAAUCCAGAUGGAACGGAUCAAACAGGUAACGAACUCGAUAAAAUCGAUCCAAGCUUCUCUGGAAUUGCUAAGGGGGUGGAACAAGUACUUCAAAGACUUAAGAUUAUCGAACAAGAGAUACGAGACUUGAAGCAGGAGAUACAAGGUUUGAGAUAUUACGAACACAGACUCCUCAUUGAGCUUCAUCGGAAAGUGAACUACCUUGUGAACUACAAUGUUCAACUGGAAGAAAGAAAAGUACCAAACAUGUUCUUUUUCGUCAGAACCGAAAAUUACUCGAGACGAUUGGUCACCAACAUGAUCAGUGGCAUGACUGCACUACGUAUGCACAUGUUAUGCGAAUACAGGCGAGAAAUGCACGUUGUUGAAGAUCAGAUCGGUUGCGAAAUGAUGCAGGUAGAUAACAUGACAGUGAAAUGUCUGGCUCCAUAUAUGAAAAAGUUCAUGAAAUUGGUGACAUUUGCUCUCAAGAUAGGAGCCCAUCUUGCAGCAGGAAUGGGAGAACUGAUACCGGACUUGAGCAGAGAAGUUGCGCAUCUAACUGGAUCUUCUUCGCUAAUGUACGGAGCAGCCGGAGCAGUUGCAGCUGGAGCUGUGGGGGCAGCGGCAAUGGGAAGAAUGGAGGGGUUCAGGAACCGAGGCAGAAGCGCAGAAAACUCGAGGGACAUUCAACAAGACCAAAGAGCAGCACAGCAGUGGGUAGUCGAUUUUUUAAGGGAGCGCCAGUGUUCGACCGGAAAGGAUAUUGCGGAAAAGUUAGGAUUAUGGAGAGUAAGAUACAGGGAUGAUGGAGAGAUUGCAUGGAUUUGUAGGAGGCAUAUGAGCUUAAGAGCACAUGAAGUAAUUGAAGUACCUAUUUGAUAAUAGGUCAAGCAAAGUUGUUCAUCCUAAUCAUCUUAUGACUUAUAUCAUGCAUUUUUAUGUAAUGCCCUUCAACUAGUUCUGUUGUUGUCAUACAACAAACUCUUGACAACAAAACACUAGCAAAUAGAGAGUGUGCAGAAAACGAACCAAACCAAAUAACCGACAAAUUCAGUUCAGUUUAAAAA